Messenger RNA from Lynx canadensis (Canada lynx), 723 nucleotides. RefSeq names its product ephrin type-B receptor 1-like. Gene Ontology annotation, molecular function: ATP binding; transmembrane-ephrin receptor activity; protein binding. The coding region runs from base 1 to 723 and encodes 240 amino acids. Gene Ontology annotation, biological process: cell surface receptor protein tyrosine kinase signaling pathway; axon guidance; protein phosphorylation. The transcript has a single exon. The record is from RefSeq and is a predicted model, not a curated record. NCBI's taxonomy places the organism in Eukaryota, Metazoa, Chordata, Mammalia, Carnivora, Felidae. Gene Ontology annotation, cellular component: neuron projection; membrane.
AUGUGUGUGUCUGCGGCCUGCUUGGUACAGUGGGAAGAAGUCAGUGGCUACGAUGAAAACCUGAACACCAUUCGCACCUACCAGGUGUGCAACGUCUUUGAGCCCAACCAGAACAACUGGCUGCUCACCACCUUCAUCAACCGGCGGGGGGCUCAUCGCAUCUACACAGAGAUGCGCUUCACUGUGAGAGACUGCAGCAGCCUCCCCAACGUCCCAGGUUCCUGCAAGGAGACCUUCAACUUGUACUACUAUGAGACGGACUCAGUUAUUGCCACCAAGAAGUCAGCCUUCUGGUCCGAGGCCCCCUACCUCAAAGUAGACACCAUUGCUGCAGAUGAGAGCUUCUCCCAGGUGGACUUUGGGGGAAGGUUGAUGAAGGUCAACACAGAAGUCAGGAGCUUUGGCCCUCUUACUCGGAAUGGUUUUUACCUCGCUUUCCAGGAUUAUGGAGCCUGUAUGUCUCUCCUUUCUGUUCGCGUCUUCUUCAAGAAGUGUCCCAGCAUUGUGCAAAAUUUUGCCGUGUUUCCAGAGACCAUGACUGGGGCAGAGAGCACGUCUCUGGUGAUUGCUCGGGGGACAUGCAUCCCCAAUGCAGAGGAAGUGGACGUGCCCAUCAAACUCUACUGCAAUGGGGAUGGAGAGUGGAUGGUGCCCAUUGGGCGCUGCACCUGCAAGCCUGGCUAUGAGCCUGAGAACAGUGUGGCCUGCAAGGGUAAGUCCUAG